UCCUCCCUCUCCGCCCACACCCUGCAUAAAGGGGAAGGAGUCGCUCGAGCAAAGGGAAAGGAGCCAUGGAAGGCCGGGGACCGGUGGCAGAGUUGCAGCGCUCCAUCAUCUGCCCUAUCUGCAGGGGUCCCUUCAAGGACCCGGUGCUGCUGGACUGUGACCACAGCUACUGCCGAGCCUGCAUCAUGGGCCAGUGGGAACGGGAGAGGGCGGGGGUGCUGUCCUGCCCCCAGUGCCAGCAGGUCUUUGAGCGCCGCAGCCUGCGCACCCACGUCAAACUGGCCGUGGAGGUCAAGAUCGCCCAGAACCUCAACGCCAAGACAGCCCAGGAGGCCCUGGUCCCCAAGCGCCGCUGGCGGCGCGGCGCCUGGAUCCCGGUGUCGGUCAUGCCAGAGGGGCAGGGUGUCGGGAAAAUCUGCAGAUAGUGAGUGCCCCUUUCUUCUCCUGCAUGGUCUAACGUGACGCCGGACCCUUCCCAAACCGUCCACUCUGACCUGAGCCUCUUGGACAAUAUCAGGACCGUCUACCUGGGCCUUGGAGAGCAGCCCUGGCUCCCGGACAACCACUGAGAGAUUCAACGUGCUUCCAGGCCAUGCCGGGCAGCUAGGGUGUCUCCUCCAGCCACAUGCAGCAGAGCUAGGCCCAUACAGUGGCUCCCUGCGGAUAGGCCUCAGUCCCGCGCCUGCAGGGGUCCCCCCUCCGGGGGACUGGGACAAGCUGAAUGUUGGUGGAUCAGCCCUGGGGACAGAUGCAGAAGAAAUGGGACCCACUGGCCCAUCUUACAGAGCACAGCUGAGAAGAACAGUCUGGGGCUAACAAUUGGAGCCAGCGCCCCAUACAGGGGAAAGGCCCCAUGUCCCAUUCCCCACCAACCCCCCAAGCCAGCUGGUCUCCCUGUCCUGGGCCAGAUCAGAUCCUGGGACAAAAUUAGAGGGGAAAGGUUCCAUGUCCCAUUCCCUGCCCCCCUGAGCCAGCCAGCCCUGGGCCAGAUCUGAGCCAGUGUCCCAUAGAGGGGAAAGGCCCUGUAUCCUAGUCCCCGAACCAGCCAGUCCCCCCUGCCGCAGCUUGGGGCCAGAUGAGGUCGGCCCAUAUCCCGGUCCCCUACCCCACUGAGUAUUUUCAUGCCGUCUGCUCUCUCGUCUCACCAGAGUUUUCCCUGCUGCUCUCUGCCGCAGCUGUGUUGUAUUCUUGUGUGGCUGCCCCUGAAGUUUGUUUUGCUAACUUUGUAUUUAGUCCAGUGGAGGCCUCUAUUGUGAUGAAUUAUCAUUAAUUAUUAUUAUUGAGCACAAGGGGAAAAAAUAAAGUGAUCUAGGAAACAUGAGCCAGCCA
Messenger RNA from Dermochelys coriacea (leatherback sea turtle), 1329 nucleotides. Its product is annotated as RING finger protein 39-like. The coding region runs from base 66 to 425 and encodes 119 amino acids. NCBI's taxonomy places the organism in Eukaryota, Metazoa, Chordata, Testudines, Dermochelyidae. The transcript has 3 exons. The record is from RefSeq and is a predicted model, not a curated record.